Molecule: messenger RNA, 1319 nt
Organism: Periophthalmus magnuspinnatus
Lineage: Eukaryota; Metazoa; Chordata; Actinopteri; Gobiiformes; Gobiidae
Product: DNA damage-inducible transcript 4-like protein
Exons: 3
Coding region: 110-691 (193 amino acids)
Biological process (GO): negative regulation of signal transduction
Cellular component (GO): cytoplasm
Source: RefSeq, a predicted model, not a curated record
GCGCGUGUGCGUGUGUGUGAGUGUCUGUGUGUGCGGGAGAGGCGCGUGCGCGUGUGUCUGGGUUUAUUUAUGGAACAAGAUUAAACUAAAACUAAAUAAUAUUUAAGAGAUGGUGGCCACAGGCUCCAUGAAGAACAAGAGCGGAGAGUGUGUGUGUGAGCUGCUCGAGCGCCGCUACGACCACAACUGCAUCGAGAAAGAGCUGGACUUCUGGGAGCGCUGCCUGGUGGAGCCGGAGAGACCAGUGGACGUGUCUGAGGACAGGACGUGUCUGCAGCUCGCUAAGAUGUUUGAGGGCUGUUUGUCUCGCUCUAAAAAGACGGCGCUGCACUGCUCGUCGGUGCUGGUGCCGGAGCGUCUGACGUGGAGAGUGGCGCGGGAGGUCCUGAGGCUGUCCUCGUGCGAGCCCUGCGGUCUGCGGGGCUGCGUGCUCUACGUCCAUCUGGAGCUGGACAAAGGCGUGAAGCGGCUGGAACGCAUCGUGUACGACGCCUCCGUGGUGCCCACCUUUGAGCUGACUCUAGUGUUUAAACAGGACGGGACGGCCUGGCCCAGCCUCAGGGACUUCCUCUUCAUGGGCUCGUGCUUCGCCCCGUCGCUGAGGCACGCGCUCAAACUGAGUCCAGGAUUCCGUCUGGUCAAACAGAAGCUGUACUCCUCCGCGGCUGGUACCGUGAUCGAGGAGUGCUGAGCUCUGAGGACAGGACGUCUGUGUGCACUUAUCCCCCUGACUCUCCCAUGUCCCGUUUACUCUGCUUUUGUACCAUGAGCUCGUUCAGUGGACGCUCUGAGCCGUCCUGACUCCACAUGGACGUCAGGGACAGUGACGUCAGACGUGACCUGAGGGUCUGGGGCAGUGAUUGACCUUAGAUCGUCUCUGCAGGUUGAACUGAAGCGUUUUGCAGAUGAAUGUAGAGCCAUUUACUUUUAGUGGAUUCACUUUAAACACGAGACACUUUGUUUUACGAGCGUGAAGCACAAGGUGUGACCGGCCGAGGGGCGGCGGUCGCAGGGUGUGACCGGCCGAGGGGCGGCGGUCACUGGGGCCAUAUGUAGCAGUGUUGGGGCAGAUUCCUGUCCUGUGUAUUACUGUUUUUUUGUACGAGGAGUGGAUGCCUUAAAUCUGAUCGUCUGAGUUUACGUGUGUCAUUUUAAUGUAAUUCUAGCUCUUCUCCUUUUUAUACCACUGACCUUCCUCCGCAGCUUUUAGACACUUGUAUCUGAUUGGACGCUCACGUUGGUUGUGGGUGUGGCCUCUUCCCAAUUUUUGCAAACUUUUUGACUAUUAAUCUGUUUGUCGACCAGACAAUAAAAUAUUU